AUGACGAUUGAAGACAUUCUGAGUGAAACUGGUGGCUUUGGCAGAUUCCAACUCUUUGUCGUCCUUGGUGUAGGUUUAACCCGCUUUACGAUCGGAUGGAGCAUAUUGCAGAUGACCUAUGUGGGUACGGUUCCUGACUGGCACUGCCUAGGACCUAACUUCACACAGCCACAGAAUGGAUCCCUGCAAGCGUGCUCGGUAAACAGCCUUGGCAUUUCUAGCGGUGUCAAGUGUGAUAGUUACCGCUUUGUGAGUUCUUCUUUGACGAUUAUUAAUGAGUGGACUCUAAUCUGCGACCUCAGCUGGGUAAAGCCUGCAGUAGUCAGCAUCCAAAUGGCCGGACUCUUGCUGGGCGCCCUGUUGGCCGGACAACUGGGAGACUCCAUAGGACGCAAAAAGACCCUGUACGCAUUUGUCCUUGAGCAUGCUGUUCUGAACUUUAUAACUGCAUUCUCUGUUUCCUGGCAGAUGUUUGCUGUGUGUCGAUUCUUUAUUGGAUUUGGAAUUGGUGGUGUCCUGGUUUGCAGUUUCCCGUUUCCUCUGGAAUUUCUUCCUCUGAAAUGGCGACCACUUGUUUCAGUUGUACCAUUUUGGUCUGUGGGUGUUUGCGUAUUCGCACUGGCCAGUUCACUGAUGGAAAACUGGUCUCAUUUACAUAUCACGUGUGCCGUUCUCUCCCUUCCUGGUUUGUUUCUGUACUU
Candidula unifasciata is the source of this 701-nucleotide messenger RNA. The record is from the annotation of a GenBank genome assembly. Lineage: Eukaryota; Metazoa; Mollusca; Gastropoda; Stylommatophora; Geomitridae.